Messenger RNA from Staurois parvus, 322 nucleotides. Lineage: Eukaryota; Metazoa; Chordata; Amphibia; Anura; Ranidae. The record is from the annotation of a GenBank genome assembly.
UAAGCUUUAAAUGAUACCUAAUAAUGCUCUCCAUCAUCACAGCAUAAUGUUUACCUAUAGUCUGGUCAGUACAUUGAUUUUUCUUUUCCAUCUCUCAGUAAAAUGAUGAGGCCAACAUCUAGAGCAGCCUUUCUCAACCAGUGUGCCCAGGAACCCUGGGGGGUGCCUUGGCAAAAUGUCUAAAAAUUGGUCAAAACUUGUAUACAAGCCAGCGGGUGGAACAAGCCUGCCUUUUAGUUACACAAAGCCACAGUUUUUCAUUGUGCACCAUUACAACCUUCUAGCUGCUGGCGUCCUGACAACCAAUGACAUCAUCAGUUGA